GAACUUAUGUUUUAAAGUAAUAAACCUUUUUCCUAGAGAGCGACAUUUUGAUUUUGUGAGCCUUCUCUCACCUCGAAAUUGGAAGUAGCACAGAGUGAUUUCAUGGGCGGGUUAGUUUCGCUCCGCCCAAGAUAGUUGCGCUGCUGUUACUUAACAACUCAACAAAAAUAUAUACCUUCACAAACAACUUGUCUUGUACGUCACAAUUACACUUCUUAAUGGACUUAGGGUUUCUUUGAUUCUCUCUCUCUCGCGCUACUAUCUCUCCUCUAGUAUCUUGACAGAAGUUCUUCCAAGUCCUAUAAAAAAUCUCAGGUUCGCACUAGCUGGAGCCCAGAAGAAGCAGACAAUUAACAUUCAAGUACUUCUUUCUGGUGGGGAGUCCCCUGAAACAGUAAAGAGGGUAAUAGUUGGAACGCGAAUGAGGAGAUUUCAAGAACGCGUGCUAGGAAUCAACAGGACUGGCAUUUCUAUCUCAGUUAGUGACAUUUGGCUGCUAGGAGUGUGUUACAGUCUAUCAAAUGAAGAUUCGUCCUCAGAUCCAAUCCAGAGCCACAGUUUUGCCGCAUUUGUUGAAGAUUUCGAAUCAAGAAUUCUAAUGACAUACCGCAAAGGGUUUGCGGCCAUUGGAGAAACAAAGUAUACUAGUGAUGUGAACUGGGGUUGUAUGCUUCGAAGCAGUCAGAUGCUUGUAGCACAGGCACUCAUUAUCCACAGGCUGGGCAGAAAUUGGAGAAAAUCGUUAGAGAAGCCACUGAAUAAAGACUAUAUUGAGAUCUUACACUAUUUUGGUGAUUCUGAGGCAUCAGCUUUCUCCGUACACAACCUUCUUCAAGCUGGAAAACACCUUUCUCCUGGAUCUUGGGUAGGCCCGUAUGCAAUGUGUCGCACUUGGGAAGCUCUAGCACAGAGUAAACUGGGAGAAACUGAACUAGGAAAUCAGUCACUGCCGAUGGCUAUGUAUGUUGUCUGUGGUGAUGAAAAUGGGGAACGAGGUGGAGCUCCUGUUCUUUGUAUUGAAGAUGCAUCUAGACUUUGUCGUGAAUAUUCACGAGGUCAAGCUGACUGGACCCCUAUUCUUUUGUUAGUUCCACUGGUUCUAGGGCUUGACAAGCUGAAUCCCAGGUACAUUCCGUUGCUAGUUGCAACAUUUACCUUUCCCCAGAGCCUAGGGAUCUUGGGUGGUAAACCUGGUGUAUCAACGUACAUUGUUGCUGUGCAAGAUGACAACGCCUUCUACCUUGAUCCUCAUGAAGUUAAGCAGGUAGUUGAUAUCACGCAAGAUAAUCUUGAAGCCGACACUUCAUCUUAUCAUUGCAACAUCAUUCGACAAAUUUCUCUUGAGUUGAUCGAUCCAUCCUUGGCAAUUGGAUUUUAUUGUCGAGACAAAGAUGAUUUUGAUAAUUUCUGUUCGCGGGCUUCUGACCUAGCGGCUCAAUCUAAAGGUGCUCCAUUACUCACGGUUAUGCAAUCACGCAACUCAACACAGACAGCAGAUGACUAUGAGGCCUCAUGUGACACUGUAGGAGUUCAUGACCAUGAUCCCUUUGAUGCUGUACCCACAGCUGAUGCAGACAAUAUUAGUACACAGGAAGAUGAAUGGCAACUGCUCUGAUCUACUAUAUACUGUCUGGGUUUGAACUCUGAAGCUUACAUUUUUAGGAUUGUGAACAUGCAUAUAGUUUCUCUGUUUUUACAUAUUUUUUAGUACUCAGUUCAACCCCAAACACUCAUUCUUCCACUUUCGGUCUGAACAAAAGAUCUGAUAUUGUUUACACUGAUAAUGUGGUGGUAUGUGGUACCUAUGUUAAAAUUGUAGAAUCCAUCAGUAGAAUGUACAUUUGUUACAAGUCAGGCUUCUGGAUUGAAUAUAAUUCAGGGUAGAAAAUAUAUAUAUAUAAUAAUAUAAAUUCUUGCUUGGAUUA
Messenger RNA from Daucus carota subsp. sativus, 1925 nucleotides. Its product is annotated as cysteine protease ATG4. The record is from RefSeq and is a predicted model, not a curated record. Bases 422 to 1615 code for a protein of 397 amino acids. Gene Ontology annotation, molecular function: protein-phosphatidylethanolamide deconjugating activity. NCBI's taxonomy places the organism in Eukaryota, Viridiplantae, Streptophyta, Magnoliopsida, Apiales, Apiaceae. The transcript has 10 exons.